GUUACGCGGAAGCGAUUUUAGCUGGAAGAACUGCCGUUUCUCUGAUUCCUUCCCCUUCGGCGGCGGCUUCGCUUGCAUCCAGUCCUGCGGGAGUUUCUCCCAAUCCAAACCCCUGCAGGGUAGAUUCGGAUUAGCCUUGUCUUGUUAGUUAGAUCCGUCUCUUCUGGUCGAGAGUGGGGACGUGGUGGUCCGGAUCCAGCUGCUUUUCUCUCCUUCCACCUUGGAAGCCCUGCGCUGGCCCGACGUCUGUAAGUUUCCUACCCGAACCACUGCCAUGUAACGUUCCAGCGGGUCGUGUUGAUCCUGUGGGAUGCUCUCCCGCCAGGCCCUGCAAGGGCGGAGAGGUCGGGAGUGCUGAACGCCCGGAGUGUCUUCUAGGUGGCCGCACCUCCCUCGGAGAAGACUGCAGGCAUGUCUGAGGGAAGUUCAGGUCCCGCACCCAGGUUUAGGUCCGAUCAAAGGAAGCUGUUACACCUGCUCUUGGAGAGGAACACCUCUUUUACCGUCCGUUCAGAUGUUCCUCAAUCUCCAGGAGACAGACUCCUCGACUCCGCAAACCUAAGCGUUUUGUCUGGAGGAACACCAAAACGUUGCCUUGACCUUUCGAAUCUUAGCAAUGGAGAGAUGUCUGCGUCUCAGCUGGCUACUUCUGCUGACUUUGAGGAAACUGAUUCCUUGGAUUCCUCAGGACCUCAGGAUGUACAGUUAAAUGGGAUGAAUCAUCAUCAGGACCUUAUGAAAGGCCUCCCAGUACAGCUUCUUUGCAGUACUCCAAACGCUUUGGAUCUUGGCCACAGAAAGAAAUAUGCAAAGUGUAGCAUAUCUGCAAAUAAAGAAAAUAUAAACACCAGUUUAAAGACAUUGGAAUGGGAGGGACCUAGGACCCCGAAGUUUAAAAAAAUGCCUGGAGAUCCUCUGGCUUCUCCCCUCUCUGUGCUGGAAAAUGGAAUCUUGGUGGAGAGCGAAAUGAAGUGUCUGGGCAGUCCCAUCACUACAGUUCCAAAACUCAGUGAAAAUCAAAAGCUAGAAGACCAAGGAAGGAUUUCAGAAGACCCAAUGGAGUUCUCCCUAGAAGACCAAGACACCAUGGGCUUAAAUCUAAAGAAGCCCGUCCCUCUUUGUAACACUGAUGCCGUUCAAAUGGAGGAGGAAGAUUCUGACCAAGAGCACCUGAUUGGUGAUUUCUCCAAGGUGUGUGUGCUGCCAACAGUGUCAGGGAGACACCAGGAUCUGAAGUACAUCAGCCCAGACACACUGGCUGCGCUGCUGUCUGGAAAGUUCCAGAGUCUGAUCGAGAGGUUUUACAUCGUUGACUGCCGCUAUCCCUAUGAGUACCUGGGAGGACACGUCCUGGGAGCCUUAAACCUGUACAGUCAGAAGGAACUGCAUGAGUUCUUUCUGAAGAAGCCUAUUGUUCCUCUGGACAUCCAGAAAAGAGUCAUCAUUGUGUUCCUCUGUGAAUUCUCCUCAGAGAGAGGGCCCCGAAUGUGCCGUGCUCUGAGAGAAAAAGACAGGGCUCUGAACCAGUAUCCGACAUUAUACUACCCCGAGCUGUAUAUCCUCAAAGGGGGAUACAGAGAUUUCUUUCCAGAAUAUAUGGAACUAUGUGAGCCACAGAGUUACUGUCCUAUGCAUUACCAAGACCACCAGGCUGAGCUGCUGAGAUGGCGGAGCCAGAGCAGAGCCCAGGAAGGAGAGCGGCAGCUGCGGGAGCACAUUGCCCUUCUGGUGAAGGAUGUGAGCCCAUGAUAGUGGGAAUGACAGUGAAGCCACUGGAGACCCUAAGAGAGUCAUCUUCCAUGCUGCCAACCCCAUGGUUGUUAAAAAGUAUCUGCAAAUGCUGGACAUAGUCAGGCAUGUACAAACGCCUUUAGUUCCAGCACCCAGGAGGCAAAGGCAAGAGGAUCUCUGUGAGUUUGAAACCAGCCUGAGCUACAUGUGACCCUGUCUCAAAAACAAACAACAAAGCAAACAAAACAAAAACCCUUCAACAAAAGCCUCCAGAUUGUCUACAAGCCAACAAGGCGCCGUAGUGAUGAAAUGCCACCCCCAAGGUCUGGCUUUGUUUCUGGGGAGCUGUGGGCUGGGUUCUGGGUGGUGAACAGAGAUGUUGGCACUGCUUCAGAGAGUUCCCUUUCCAGUCUCUCAUACCUCACCAUAAACCAGACGGCUCCUCUGCAUAGGUCUGGCUUUUUUUUUUUUUUUUUUUUUCCUUCCAUUGCUUCCCAUCCUCUACUCAAAUGGGAAAGUGUCAUUAUGAACCCAGUCUCUUCUUAGAAGAUCUACAUAAAGAGAUUAGUCAUGAGAUGAGGCUCCUUUAAGGGGCUUCUUAUUCAGAAGAACCCUGAGUCUGAGCUUUUGCACCAUAAACAAUUAAAGAAUAUAGUCAGGCUGGGGAGAUGGCUCAGUGGGUAAAAUACUGCUACAUAAGCCUGAGUUCCAAACCCAGGAAGCUGCAUAGAGCUGGGUACUGUUCUGUGCAUCUGUAACCUAGUGUCUUUACCAUGAGAUGGGAGGUAGAGACAGAAGCCCAGGAAACUCUUAGGCCUGCUAACUCAGCGUGCACAUGAAUGACAGAAAGGAAGAUAAAGGCCAACACCUGAGGUUAUCCAUCCCCUGAGCUCCUUACACAGGUGCACACUUUAGGCUUUGAGACCUAAAGAUAUAUGCCAACAUUCUUUUUUCAGUGCUCAAGUUUAGAGCCUGGACCUGGAAUCUGUUUGAAAUUAAAAAAAAAAAAAAAAAACAUGGUGUGUGCUUCAGCAGCACAUCCACUAAAAGUGGAACAAAAGCAUGACCCCUGCAAGGAGGGCAGAGUUGGGAAGCAUUGUGUGUGUGUUUAAUUAAUGGCUCGCUUCACAUUUUAUUCUUACGUUAUAAGAAUAAAAGUCUAAGUUGUAAAAUUUU
Molecule: messenger RNA, 2907 nt
Organism: Psammomys obesus (fat sand rat)
Lineage: Eukaryota; Metazoa; Chordata; Mammalia; Rodentia; Muridae
Gene: Cdc25c
Product: cell division cycle 25C
Exons: 13
Coding region: 412-1749 (445 amino acids)
Biological process (GO): positive regulation of G2/MI transition of meiotic cell cycle; positive regulation of G2/M transition of mitotic cell cycle; protein dephosphorylation
Cellular component (GO): nucleus; cytoplasm
Molecular function (GO): protein tyrosine phosphatase activity
Source: RefSeq, a predicted model, not a curated record